AUGUCGGCCCCGGAAGAGCGGCUGGUAGUGCCCGCGUCCCCGCCCCCACCCCAAUCAACAAACGCGAAGAAAAAGAAGAAAAAGGCGAAGAAGAAAUCGAAGCCCGCGCCCCCCGAACCUGCGCCGACGGUGCUAUGUAUCAGCCGCAACAAGCACUGGAAGUACAUUAGUUCAUACCAUGGACCCUGGCUGCAGCUCCCUGUCGAACUGUUGGACUCGCUCGUGCAGUUGAACACGAACCCCCCUCCCCUCCCAUCGAACAAGCCCGCACCACCCCCUGUCGAUCCAGGCGUCUUCCAUUCGGUCGCAUCCAUACGCAGGCUCAUCGACGAUGCGUCUUCGCUUGCCGUGCGCGCGUCCUCAGGCCUCUCUGCCAACGAGCUUGCGAACUUCGGACUCGGCUCCCCGCCCCCCACGAAGUCCCCCACAAUGUCAGCGAUGCGCGUACACCGCUUGCGCGCACUAGCCGUCCAGAAACUCGCGCAGGCGUACCGUAUGGACGAGAUCGCGUCAAGUGUAGUCGUCAUGCAAGGGGGGACUGUCUUCGACGACAUUGCGGAGCGCGUGCUCAAGAACGACCCGAACGACCCGGACGCCCGCUACGUCCACUUCUUCCACGAGAAGAUCCCAAGCAGACAGUUAGCAGAGUCCACGCCGACGCGCGUCCUCGACGAGCUCAUCGCCGCGCAGCCCCACCGGCUCGAGUACUUCCGCACGCGCGGGAUCGUGCACUGCUUCCGCGACGAAUACCCCGAUGCGGUCCGCGACUUCACACAUGCAAUCAAGGAGUCGAAGGCCCUGCGCAAGCACCAGAUGGCCGUCGUACCCAAAAAGAAGCGCAAUGGGCAAGCACCAGCCGAUGGAACCGCGGUCCCCCUCCCCAUCGCGCCGCUCGAGCCGCAGGCCCUGUUCCUGCGCGGCGCGGCCCACCUCUCGCAUGCGCUACAUAUCGUCGAGACUACGAUAUGG
This is a messenger RNA of Schizophyllum commune H4-8, 969 nucleotides long. RefSeq lists its product as uncharacterized. The record is from RefSeq and is a predicted model, not a curated record. The transcript has 2 exons. NCBI's taxonomy places the organism in Eukaryota, Fungi, Basidiomycota, Agaricomycetes, Agaricales, Schizophyllaceae. The annotation marks the transcript as partial.